Diceros bicornis minor is the source of this 3126-nucleotide messenger RNA. Its product is annotated as E3 ubiquitin-protein ligase TRIM22-like. The transcript has 8 exons. The record is from RefSeq and is a predicted model, not a curated record. Gene Ontology annotation, molecular function: protein binding; zinc ion binding. Lineage: Eukaryota; Metazoa; Chordata; Mammalia; Perissodactyla; Rhinocerotidae. The coding region runs from base 188 to 1684 and encodes 498 amino acids.
CUUCUCUGAAUCUGUUUGUGAGGAUCAGAUCCCUAGUUUGGUGAGUGAAUCCUGACCACCCCUGUCCCUGGCCUGCCUUAUUCUUCUCCAAGGUAUCAGGACUUCUCCAUUGGUGUCUGAAGCUGAGGGAUCUGUGAGCAAGAAGAGCCUCAGAAGUCAAGACAGGUAGGACACAGGAGCAGCUGUGAUGGCUUCAGGAAUCUUGGUGGGCAUAAAGCAGGAGGUGUCCUGCCCCAUCUGCCUGGAACUCCUGACAGAACCCCUGACCCUAGACUGUGGCCACAGCUUCUGCCAAGCCUGCAUCACUGCAAACCACAAAGAGUCCAAGAUAGUCCAAGAAAGAGAGAGCAGCUGCCCUGUGUGCAGAAUCAGUUACCAGUUUGACAACCUGCGACCUAAUCGGCACUUGGCCAACAUAGCAGAGAGACUCAGGGAGGUCAACUUGAGCCCAGAGAAGGAGCAGAAGAGAGAUCUCUGUGUGCGCCAUGAAGAGAAACUCCUGCUCUUCUGUAAGGAGGAUGGAAAGGUCAUUUGCUGGCUUUGUGAGAGGUCUCAGGAGCACCGUGGUCACCACGCAUUCCUCAUGGAGGAGGUUGCCCAGGAAUAUCAGGAGAAGCUCCAGGCAGUUCUGCAAAGGCUGAGGGACAAGCAGCAGGAAGCUGAAAAGUUGAAAGCUGAUGUCAGAGAAAAGAGAUCUUCCUUGAAGAAUCAAAUAGAAAAUGAGAGACAACGUGUCCAGGCAGAGUUUAAUCAAAUAAGAGGUAUCCUGGACUGUGAGGAGCAGAAGGAGCUGCUAAACAUGAAGAAUGAGGGAGCAGAUGGUCUACACAACCUGGCUGAUGCUGAGAAUGAGCUGAUCCAGCAGAGCCAGUUGGUGAGAGCUCUCAUCUCAGAUGUGGAGCAUCGGUUACAGGGGUCAACGAUGGAGAUGCUGCAGGAUGUCAAUGGCAUUGUAAAAAGGAGUGAGACUUUGACUCUGAAGAAGCCAAAACAUUUUCCCAUGGAACAAAGGAAAGUAUCCCAAGCUUCUCAUCUGAUAGAGAAACUGCAAGUAUUUAAAGAGCUGACAGAGGUCCAAUGCUACUGGGUGGACGUUAUGCUGAAUCCAGUCAACACUAUUUCUGGUGUUGUCGUGUCUGCAGAUCAGAGACAAGCGAGAGUUGUGCACCCUUCUCCAUCAAGGAAUAUACAUCCAAGUUAUUAUUCUGCUUUUGAUGUCUUGGGCUGCCAAUGUUUCUCCUCAGGGAAAUAUUACUGGGAAGUAGAUGUGUCUGAGAAGUUUGCCUGGAUCCUGGGGGUAUGCAGUAAUGAAAGGAAGUUCAAUAGCCAUUGGAUCUUCGGGUUUGCUUUUGUCCCAAAAGUAAAUCCUCCAGAGAUAUACUCCAGAUACAGACCUCAAAAUGGCUACUGGGUUAUAGGGUUACAGAAUGAAUCUGAGUACAAGGCCUUUGAGGACUCUUUCACCUCUGACCCCCAUGUCUUGACUCUUUCCAUGGCUGUUGCUCCCCGUCGUGUUGGUGUUUUCCUAGACUAUGAAGCCUGCACAGUCUCAUUUUUCAAUGUCACAAACCAUGGGUCACUCAUCUAUAUAUUCUCUGAAUGUUGCUUUUCUUGCACUGUUUAUCCGUAUUUCAAUCCUUUGAACUGUCCAGGCUCCAUCACCCUGUGUCCACCGAGCUCCUGAACUUUCUUAAUCCCUCACCACUUCUGCUUAGUGCCCUUGACCUGCGGCUCAUCUCCUGCACCUGAGUUUAUUUGCACCAUCUGACUGCCUCUUCCUUUUUCCUCCCUCUUUUAUUUAGAACGUUUUUGUAUUUGUCUGCUGUAGCUGCCACAAUGAAGUACCACAGACUGGGUGACUUAUACAGUAGUAAUUGAUUGUCUCACAGUUCUGGAGGCUUAAAUUCCAAAAUCACCGUGUCAUCAGAGCUGAUUCUUACUGAGGGCUCUUCAGAAAGGAUCUGUUCCUGUUUUCUCUCUUUGGCUUGUAGAUGGCUGUCUUCUCCCUAUGUCUUUUCCCAUUAUCUUCUCACUAUGCAUGGCUCUGUGUCUAAAUUUCCCCUUUUUUGUGUGUGUGAGGAAGAUCAGCCCUGAGCUAACAUCUGAUGCCAAUCUUCCUCUUUUUUGCCGAGGUAGAUUGGCCUUGGGCUAACAUCUGUACUGAUCUUCCUCUACUUUAUAUGGGUCGCCACCACAGCAUGGCUUGACAAGCAGUGUGUUGGUGCAUGCCUGGGAUCCGAACCUGCGAAUCCCAGGCUGCUGAAGCAGAGCGUGAGCACUUAACAGUUGCACCACUGGGCCAGCCCUAAAUUUCCCCUUUUUAUAAGGACACUAGUCAUAUUGGAGUGGGACCCACCCUAAUGACAUCAUUUUAACUUAAUUACAUCUAUAAAUACCCUAUCUCCAAACAAGGUCACAUGAAGUAUUAGGGGUUAGGAGUACAACAUAUGAAAUUUAGGGGAACACAAUUCAACCCAUGACAGUCUUUUAUACUUCCUUACCAUACAGUGAAAGCUUAAAGCUUUUCUUUCUAGUAUCUUGUUUUCAUUAGGAGAUGCUAUUUUAUUUUUUGUAUUUGAGACGGAAACACAUCUAAUCCCUCCUGUAGAAAGAACAAUAUUGCUGUAACUCCUCUGACACUUCUUUUCUUCCUCAUUCCCUCUGCUGCUUAUUAGAACUAACAAAGUUGUCCACACUGUUCAUGUAUCUAGGACAGUGCACAGGAAUCUGUCCCUAAAUAGUGAAUCCUUCAGAGUGUGUUGCAUUAACAAUGGCACCCCAUAUUAUCACAGAGUUAAGCUGGAAAGUGUAUAAAUUAAGUAUUUAACAUAAGUAGAUUUUUGGUGCUCAGAGUUUCUAGGUCAAAUCUUGUCUCUUCCCUUAAAGGCUGUGUAACCUUGAACUAGUUACCAUCCCUUGGUCUCAUUUUCUUAAAAUAAAUAUUGAUGUUAAAGAUUGUACCUAAUGCCUAGGAUCACUUUUAGAAGCUAAAUUUUACUCAGUGUAAAGCACUUUAGAUGUAAGAAUAAAUAUUUGUUAUUACUGAAAAAUGUAAGCUAUGUCAAUGUCCCAAGAAACAGUCCAUUUUGGUUUGGUUUUGCUUCAAUUAAAUGUUAAUGGUUUUUA